AAAUCACUCCUACUUUACGUAGUUCUCUCAGCCAAAGAGGAAUUUGGGUCGAGUUUUUUUCCUCUUUUUUUCCCCCUGCAGCCUGAGAACCACGUAGCGUCCCUGAUGUGUUUGUAAACGGAAGGAUCUGGAUACUUUUAGAGCAAGAAGAAUGGACUUUUACCAGCGUAGACGAUGAAUGUCUGAGCUCAAGCUGACAGUUUAACUUUACAUGGAGUUUAUUGUGGCUCAGUCCAAACUGAGGCACUGAGGGGGAUCGGAAUUUACCGGUGAACACGCUGGGAGGGGGGAAAACGAGACCAGAAGACUGCCUUAACCCCAAGAAGAGAAAAGUGCAGCUUUUAAACCCCUUUUUUUUUAAAGCGACUCAUUCGCUUUCCUCCUCCUCCUCCUCCUCUUUGGGCUGAAGAACAUCUCCAGUCAUGGCGAAAAAGUACGAUUUCCUCUUUAAGCUGUUGCUGAUCGGAGACAGCGGGGUCGGUAAAACAUGCCUCAUCAUCCGUUUUGCCGAGGACAACUUCAACUCCACGUACAUCUCCACCAUCGGAAUUGACUUUAAAGUAAAAACAGUUGACGUGGAUGGAAAGAAAGUGAAACUGCAAGUGUGGGACACAGCGGGACAGGAGAGGUUCAAGACCAUCACCACAGCCUACUACAGAGGAGCCAUGGGCAUCAUCCUGGUUUAUGACAUCACUGACGAGAAGUCCUUUGAAAACAUUCAAAACUGGAUGAAGAGCAUCAAGGAAAAUGCGUCGGCUGGGGUCAGUCAGAUGCUCCUAGGAAAUAAAUGUGACAUUGAGCCAAAACGGAAAGUGUCCAAAGAGACGGGAGAGAAGCUGGCAAAGGAUCACGGUAUCAGGUUCUUCGAGACCAGUGCAAAGUCCAGCAUCAACGUGGAGGAGUCUUUUCUAGGUUUGGCACGAGACAUACUGCAUAAAUCCACCAAGAAGCCGGGAAUGGCAGGGAAAGAGGUGAAAGUCACCAGCGGUACAGAGAAACAGCCCUCAAAGUGUGCCAUUCUCUAGAAGUGAGAUCCGCAGUACGCCUCAGAUGUUAAGGAGCGCCUCCAAUGUUGUCAUGGAAAAAAGGCAAAAGCCUCUCUGUCUCCAUCUGCUGGGCAAGAAGCUCCAACGCAAAGUGCUGAGAGCAUAUUUUUUAUACCUAAACUGUGUUCCCUUUGUUUUAGUCUACAAGAAUUAUAGCGUGCCCAUAUUAAUUUAUUAUUCUGAGUGAUAUUUUUUUUUUUUACUUUUUUUUUUUUUUUGGAAUUGUCACAAAAACGCCCAAAAAUUAUCCGAAAAGCCUGAAUCCAACGUCUUCCAGGUCUCUUGUUUUCCUACUAAUUCCUUAUACCUUAUAACCGCACUCAUUAUCAUUCCUACACCAGCACUGUUUUAAUGUGAUCAUUUAUUUAUCCUAGCACACGCUGUAGCAGCUUUAAGGAGUUUGCUGUGAAAUGUUCUGAUUUGUAGAUCUUGGAAGUAUCAAAGGCUUUUUUUGUGUGUGUGUAAUCCCUUUUAUGUCCAAGUGCCAAAUUCCUGUUAAACAUGUGUAGGUAUUUUAAAUAGUAGAGCAUAUUAUUAAAAUAGAUCAUAGAUUAUAUACAUAAUCUAUGGUAUAAUAGAUUAUAUCAUUGACAUACAUGUCCACAGUGGGUUUUUUUUUCUGCCUUGCGUUAGACAACAAACAAUUUCCAUGAUUUUUAAAAAAACAAGAAUGUGAACAAGUUUGUAGCUGAUGUGGAUUUUUUUUUCUAAUUCCCAUAAGGUCAAAAAUAAACAUACACACCCCUGCUUACAUUUAGACAAAUAUCCUUUAGCAAGUUGAAUCCUCGGCCACGAGCUUUUUGUAGGCAUCAACAAGCUUUUGCCAUGAUUCUAGCCGCACAUUGUGAUUGAAAUUGUAGCAAUAAUUUAGAGUGGUUGGUUUCCAGGCACUGAGCCAAUUUUUAAACAUAAUCUGAGUCUUCAAUAACUUCUGGGUUGGGCAUUUGGGGCGGCCAUUAUGGAAGCUUGAUGUUAGCCUGAUUUAUCCACUUCAAAUACCUCUUAUAUGUGUUUGAGACCAUUUAGUUGUUAAAAUACCCAAUUUUGUCCAAAGUUUCAACCAUCUAGCGGUUGCUUUGACUACUAUUUUAUUCACUUCUACUCCACAGCAUGAUGCUGCCACUGCCAUGCUUGACAAUUGCUACAGCAUUCUUUAGGUCUUAGGUUAGUUGCAAUAAAGUUCUGUUUUUCUUCUUUUCUCCUCAUCUGUGCUUCCUAGGCUCUGUGACCUUUAGCAUUUUGGGCAAAGUCAUUUUAAUGUGAGCAUCUGCUGCAGCGAGACUCUGUCCGACUGGCAAGACGUGACAUCAGUAUGCACAAUGCAUGCUGAUAACACUUGGAAUAUAUUAGCCAACUAUCACACUGACACUGAGAUGACAAUAUAGCUGCAAUAUAUUGUUCAGCUUGCUUCACAGUGUUUGCGUUCCAGCGCCUUUCAGUUUAUAUUUUUCUUGAGCCUUGGUUGUGUUCCUGGGUCGCUCCUACACAUGCUUAGCAGUUUCAUUUUAUCUGACCAUGGCCGUUCUUCCAAAUAAAAAUGAAAACUAGUUAAUAGAAGGCAUUAAGCUUCCUAUGAUCUCAAGCACAUUAAAUAUUUGUGGACUAUUUGUAAAAAGCCAAGGCUGUGGCAGGAAACCAACCAGCUCAAAUUAACUACGCCACUCCUCCCAAGAAGACAGGCCAAGCAUCUGAACAAAACAAUGCCAGAAGCUUGUUAGAUUAAAUUCAAACCUGUGCAUCCAGCUCUUGUUUUUAAAAAUUUGUCCAUUUGUCCAACCUGAGGAGAAAAAAAUGGCUGAAAUGCAUCAUUAAAGGCCCGGACUUGAUGAGGCUUACCUGUAUGUAACCUAACCUGGCCUCCUAAACCGGACGUUUAAAUUUUUCAUCAUUUUCUCAUGCAAGUACAAUAUAGAAAUGUCUUUAUUUUAAUAUUCAGAAUUUCCCAGUCAUGUUGUUUACUCCCUGAGAAUCAGAUAACUGAACAGUGUUCAGCUCCUUUUAACAGUCAAAGAGAGCGCGUCAUCAAAUGCUAAAGAUCCUGUUGACUUCCUCUUUUCCUCCCCCAACGUGUUUUAAAAUCUCUCCCCAUAUUAAUGAAUCCCACAAAUGGAAUCCAAACACAAGCUGCUUUCCAAACAAGCCCUGUUUCAGUAGAUGGAUGAAGAAUGUGGACGAUUUCAAGCAGAGAUUAAGAAGUGCAAUCCGAGAAGGCAGAGAUGGAAAAAAGGAUGGGUGUUAGUAAGUGAAAGGACAGGAUGUGAGAGCCGAGGAAGCAGCAGAGCAUGCAUGCCCCUCACGAUGAAUUGAUUUAAAUGGGCUUGCCUUUUAUUUGAAGUGCCUGAACGUUACCGCACAUUAGCUACAUCUGACAUGACGGUCUCCCUGCUUAUAGGCUGUUUUUAAAAUGCUGGAGAGGAAAAAAAAAAAACACUCCCACUGCAGGUGUUAAUAAUGGCAGCUUGAUGUUCUGCUUUCAGACCAGGUUUCUUCAAAACUAUCUUCUUUUUAUAUUUGUUACACUUUUAUUGUUCUGGAUCUGCCAUUUUAGUACUUUACAGACUUGAGUCUUCAUAAAUAAGUCGAAUACAAUAAAAGGACUUCUGGUUGGGA
Molecule: messenger RNA, 3656 nt
Organism: Fundulus heteroclitus (mummichog)
Lineage: Eukaryota; Metazoa; Chordata; Actinopteri; Cyprinodontiformes; Fundulidae
Gene: rab13
Product: RAB13, member RAS oncogene family
Exons: 8
Coding region: 423-1025 (200 amino acids)
Biological process (GO): Golgi vesicle fusion to target membrane; cellular response to insulin stimulus; protein secretion
Cellular component (GO): endosome; trans-Golgi network transport vesicle; synaptic vesicle
Molecular function (GO): GTP binding; GTPase activity
Source: RefSeq, a predicted model, not a curated record